AUGCCCACUUCUCUCUCACCCGGUAACGACAUCUUCCCCAACGGCCCGCACAUGCGCCAGCCUGCCCUGUCUUUUCUCUAUCGACUUGAAUGCGAUAUCGCCAAAGAGGAGAUCAACAUCGGUGCACCGCACGAUGCAGGUACCGUACGAAGUAUCGCCAACAUCCUCGGCGGAACCUUGAAGGGGCCUGGCAUUGAAGCCACCAUCCUGCCACUUGGCGGAGCAGAUUGGGCGACUGUCGUAAAGGGAACCCACUCCAUGACCCUUGAUGCCCGCUACACGGUACGCACAACCGACAACCACUACAUCUACAUCCGAGCCCACGGCCUGUACCGCCCAGGCCCAGGAACCGAUUACGCGAAAGCAGUGGAGGCCGACCCAACGAAGCCACCACAGCAUACAGUCACGCAGGACGAUGUCGAAUUCUUCUCGCACCUUCGUCUUGAAGCCGGACCCGGCCCGUACAACUGGCUGAAUGGGCUAGUCUGCCUCGGCGUUAUGACCUGUGAAGGAGAGAAGCUCUGGAUCGAUGCGUACCACUUGACGAAUUUCCCGGGUGUCAAGCCGGAAGAUGUCGUGGCGAAGAAAUGA
This is a messenger RNA of Penicillium cinerascens, 591 nucleotides long. Its product is annotated as DUF3237 domain-containing protein. The record is from RefSeq and is a predicted model, not a curated record. NCBI's taxonomy places the organism in Eukaryota, Fungi, Ascomycota, Eurotiomycetes, Eurotiales, Aspergillaceae. Bases 1 to 591 code for a protein of 196 amino acids. The transcript is spliced from 2 exons.